Prosopis cineraria is the source of this 1285-nucleotide messenger RNA. RefSeq names its product protein DMR6-LIKE OXYGENASE 2-like. Gene Ontology annotation, molecular function: dioxygenase activity. The coding region runs from base 16 to 1098 and encodes 360 amino acids. NCBI's taxonomy places the organism in Eukaryota, Viridiplantae, Streptophyta, Magnoliopsida, Fabales, Fabaceae. The transcript is spliced from 3 exons. The record is from RefSeq and is a predicted model, not a curated record.
AUAUAUAAAUUCAAUAUGGAGAACGAAUUUGAGAGGGCGAGACAUCUGUCAGCCAUGGGAGAGAUCGAUCCGUCCUUCGUUCAAUUGCCAGACAAUCGGCCCAACCCUAAAACAGUGGACCCCGACGCCGUCGCUGGUGAAAUCCCCGUCAUCGAUCUCUCCGUCUGGAAUGAAGAGCUAGUCCAGCAGGUCGGCAGCGCCUGCCAGGCUUGGGGAUUCUUCCAAGUCAUCAAUCACGGCGUGCCCGUGGAAUUAUACAAGAAGGUUGAGAUCUGUGCAAAGAAAUUCUUCGAGCAAAGCCCGGAGGAGAAGAAGAAAGUCAAACGAGAUGAGAUGAACCCAUUGGGCUACUACGACGGCGAGCACACUAAGAACGUCAGGGACUGGAAAGAAAUCUACGACUAUCUUGUGAAAAACUCGGUGCAAUUUCCAGCCUUUCCCGAUCUCCAAGACCAGGAGUUGAGGACAAUCAGCAAUCGAUGGCCCCAAUACCCGGCUGAAUUCCGGGAGACAUUGGAAGAUUAUGCUGGGGAAGUAGAGAAGGUGGCUUACAGGUUGCUGGAGCUAGUUGCGUUGAGCUUGGGAUUACCUGCUCAGAGAUUGAAAGGAUAUUUCCAGGACCAACAGAUGAGCAUAUUGCGACUUAAUUACUAUCCUCCAUGUCCCUUCCCUCACUUGGCUCUCGGAGUUGGGAGGCACAAGGAUUCCGGUGCUUUGACGCUGCUUGCCCAGGACGACGUCGUAGGAUUGGACGUUAAGAGGAAAUCAGACGGUGAGUGGAUUCCUGUUAAACCCCUCCCAAAUGCUCUCGUCGUCAAUGUCGCCGACAUUCUUCAGGUGUGGAGCAAUGAUAAGUACGAGAGUGUGGAGCACAGGGCGGUGCUGAACAGCGAGAAGGGAAGGAUUUCGAUUCCAUUCUUCUUCUUUCCGGAUCCGCAUGUGGUGGUGAAGCCGUUGGAGGAGCUUGUGAAUGAGCAGAACCCUGCAAGAUACAGAGAAUACAGCUAUGGCAAGUACUAUGCCAACAGAAUCUACGGUGAUUUCAAGAAGCGUGAGGUCGACAAUCUCCAGAUUCAUCACUUCAAGAUUUUGGAUUAGCCAUCUGAAGCUGAUCAGCUUCAUCCAUCCAUGGCCGCAUCUGAUUAGAAAUAAAUGUGCUGCUUUUCUCUUGUCAAUAACAAAUGCUCAAUGUAAUGUGAUGUUCACUAGGUAGAAAAAUCUUUUUUAAAAAUAGAAACCGCACCUAUCUCAAUUUCUUUCUAAAUAUAUUUUUCAUUUCCUUUAA